Molecule: messenger RNA, 874 nt
Organism: Periophthalmus magnuspinnatus
Lineage: Eukaryota; Metazoa; Chordata; Actinopteri; Gobiiformes; Gobiidae
Gene: ptrhd1
Product: peptidyl-tRNA hydrolase domain containing 1
Exons: 2
Coding region: 22-402 (126 amino acids)
Molecular function (GO): peptidyl-tRNA hydrolase activity
Source: RefSeq, a predicted model, not a curated record
GACGUCAGCGCUGCAGUGAAAAUGGCGGCUCCGGGAGCAGGAGCUCCGGCUCGUCUGGUCCAGUACGUUGUUGUCCGAUCAGACCUUGUUCAUUCGCUGUCGUGGCCCCUGGGAGCGGUCAUUACGCAGGCCUGUCAUGCGGCUACUGCAGCCAUCCAUCUGCACUACACGGACCCGGACACACAGCGCUACCUGCAGGAGCUGGACUCUAUGCACAAAGUGGUACUGGGGGCUCCAGAUGAGGCGGCCCUGUCUGGACUCUCUCAGACUCUGACUCAAGCUGGAGUGUUGCAUAAACUGUGGAUCGAGCAGCCAGAGAACAUCCCCACCUGUUUGGCUCUAAAGCCCUAUCCCAAAGACACUGUCCAUCCACUGCUGAAGAAGUUCAAACUGUUCAAAUAAGUGAACUGACUCUUGAAUGGAGGGACAAUGAAAACAUAUCAAUAACAGGAACCAAGGCAAAUGAAAGACAUAUUAUAUUACUUACGCUAUAGUGCAUGUCCUUGAAGAAUGCACUGGAGAAUGCCAUAUUAUGACAUUCUUGUGAUUAGUUGAGGAAUCCCCUGCUCUUUGACUUAAAAUUACUCUUAUUUUAGUAACAUGUGAGCUUGUGACUGUAAAUUACUAAAUUAAACAAUACAUUGUUACUUCCUACCUUUUACUGCAUUUGAAAGGCGUUGGUGAUGCUCAACAUUUUCCUCAUACUUGGGCAUAAAGAUCAACAAAGUGUCCUUGAACAAUACGCUUUCCCAUUUUUGUGCAUACCUCAAGGCCAGUUUUAUGCCCUUAAGACCGGUCAAACCUCUCUGCUGUGCAAUGUUCCUGAGUACAACCAACUGUGAGCUGUAAACCAUAAUUGCAACUGAAACUGGCU